AUGGCUUCGCACGAUGCAAUGCUGUAAGUGUCUCGAUGAUGCGUCUUGGCGCACCUCGAUCACUGCAGCGCUGCCAGCAUACACAAUGGUGCAGUUGACACUGACCGCUCCCUCCCCUUCGCCUUCCAAAAGGUCCUUUUCCACCUCGGAGGAAGAGAUCCGUUGGCUCAAGAACAAGGUGGCAGAGCUGAACGAUGCUCUGGGGGACUUGCAAACGGAGCUGGCUGACUUUGCGGAGAGCAGCAAGGAGGUGGAGAAGGAGAUGGACAGGGAGUUGCAGGAUGCUUACAAGAGAGAAAAGGAUGCGCGCAUACAGGCGGAAAAGUCGCAGAGCGUGGUCGAAGAUUGGAAGGUGAGCAAGAUGAUCUCGGCGUGAUGAGUUCGCUGGAUUGGAUUGCAUUUGUGCUCGAGACGAAUGUUGACUCUGCAUGCACACAUUGCAGGCAAAAUACCAAAAUGCGUUGGCAGAGCACAAUCGGUAUCACGCGGAGACUGAAAAGGAAACGGCAAUGGUCAAGGAGCAGUUGAAGAGGUACAAAGCAACGAUUCGCGACAUGGAGGUCAGCAAUGAGGAACUGGAAAAUGCAGAGCGGUGAGUACUGCACAAGAAUGUUUACGCCGCGUAUGGUCGACUCUGAGCCCGGAUCUGUGCCUUGCUAGUAUGAUCGCGUCCUCAUUGCAUGAGCGGGAAGCCAACUACAACAAAGCCCUAGAGCGCACAGUUCUGUUGGAGGAGGAGCUCAUCGCCAAGGGCCGUCUCGAAGAUGAUAAUCAAAGACUCAAAGACGAGAUUCAAGGUGGGUGAAGUGACCAUGGAGAUCGAGCAGCACCCUGAGGCUGAAACUCACCUGUCGACGCUUGCAGAUCUCAGUGAAGAGCUCGGAAUAGCGCGAGAGAAGCUGAAGGAAGUACAAGCACAAAAUGCCGCGUCAAGCAGGGCAGUGUCACGCGCAGGCAGAGAGACUCCUGUCGAGGGCUCUGGCAAGCCUAACGGUGACAUGAGCAUCGCCGAGCUGAUGUCCAAGCCGCGACCGAGCACUUCGACGUCAGUGGCCAGCUCUACCUCUAGACCCUCCUCGCGCGUCAACGAGCGCUUGUCUCCAAUCCAAGGAUCCGUCAACACUCGCCCCCCUUCCGGUGCUCCGCUUGGACCGCCAGCGAGCAGCGCAAAGCUGAGAGGUACCGUCACUGGACACGUGCGACGGUCAAGUCGCGACAUUGGCGCUACCUGCGGUGAAGAUAGCCCUAGCUUGCGGGCAUCGCGAUUGAGACGAGAUCUGCCUGCCACAUCGCGGGUCGGCUUCACACCUGCCAGAACACGCGUUGGGAGCACAAGAGUUUUAAGCACAGCCGAGAACCCGACGGGCAGCAGUAGCAAGGGAAUGAUGCAGGCCAUGCAAGCCAGGAUGAAAGCGCUCGACAGCCGCAUCAGUUCAGCUAGGAACAUGAGCAAGGUAGCGCCGGCCAGUGAGCUUGAUAGAAGUGCCAUUCCCCGACCUUCGAGCAGAUUGGGUGAGAGUAGAGGUCCAGGUGGUCUUAGCUCGCCGGGUCCCUACACUACACCUGCGCCCGUCCGAACCAGUCGCGCUAGCUUCGAUGGACGAGGAUCGCAGAGCGGCAUUCCAGUACCGCCAACGGGCUUGUCCAAGUCCACAGCGCGCCGACCCGGUUCGCGGCUCUCGCAAGCGCCAGGCGGUUCUGCAGCGGACUCGCCUCCACAGCACACCAUCCCUCUGCCUCGCUCCAUCACCCCACUUCAAAGACCAUCGAGCCAGAGCGGACAUAAUCACAAUAACGACUUGGACUUGCUCAACAGUGCUCCAGAGGCCAAGACGCCACCAGGUACCGCAGCUCGAGUGCGUAGGGUCAGCACGACAACCAGACCGGGUGGGGCGAGUGCCUCUAUACGGCCCAGGGGGAGCACACUUGCCGCCGCAUCUGGUGCAAUCCCAAGACCUUCUACAACAGCCACAGAAGAGGGUGCCAACAUUUUGCUAGAGUCUUCUGCCCGCGUCAGGCAGCACGGAUCUAGGCCUGCGAGCGGAGCGAUGCGCUCGGGUCCUCCCGUCAGCUGGAACAACACUGCUGGACGUACGCGCAGCGGUUCUUUUGGUCAGCGAUGA
Messenger RNA from Ceraceosorus bombacis, 2123 nucleotides. The record is from the annotation of a GenBank genome assembly. Lineage: Eukaryota; Fungi; Basidiomycota; Exobasidiomycetes; Ceraceosorales; Ceraceosoraceae.